Tribolium castaneum (red flour beetle) is the source of this 4075-nucleotide messenger RNA. Its product is annotated as dual specificity mitogen-activated protein kinase kinase 7. Gene Ontology annotation, biological process: protein phosphorylation. The transcript has 10 exons. The record is from RefSeq and is a predicted model, not a curated record. Gene Ontology annotation, molecular function: protein kinase activity; ATP binding. Bases 132 to 2120 code for a protein of 662 amino acids. NCBI's taxonomy places the organism in Eukaryota, Metazoa, Arthropoda, Insecta, Coleoptera, Tenebrionidae.
AGCAACUGUGUCAGGUUGGCCAACCGAUGGUGUUUUUCCUUUGGCAGCUAAAAGUUACAGGUUAUAGCUGUCAUUGGUUUUGACUUUGUAAUCGAUUAAGACAAGGAAACAAUCCUCCACGCAAUCUGCAAAUGUCCGGUCAAAGUAUCGCCAGAAAUAAUGGUGAUGUUCCUCACAGUCGCCCGAGUCUCCCAUUGGGCAUGGUCCCCAGCCGGCCACGAGAUUUAUCUUUCACGCCAAGAAGCAGUGAAAAUUUAGAGACUGAUAGGAAGUUGAAAGAAAUCAUGAAAAUUAGUGGUAACCUAACAAUCAACAACAAACUAUACGAAACUGAUAUAAAAGAUAUGGAAAGACUUGAAGAACUGGGCUUCGGGACCUGCGGUCACGUUAUCAAAAUGAGACACAAACUAAGUGGCGAAAUCAUAGCCGUCAAACAAAUGCGACGUUCGGGCAACAACGACGAAAACAAAAGGAUUAUUAUGGACAUUGAAGUGGUCCUAAAGUCACACGACUGUAAAUAUAUAGUUCAAUGUUUAGGCUGUUUUAUAACCGAUUCGGAAGUCUGGAUAUGCAUGGAGCUCAUGACUACGUGCUUUGAUAAGUUACUAAAACGGUUAGGUAAACCGAUACCUGAAGAAAUCCUGGGUAAAGUUACAGUUGCUACUGUAGAGGCUUUAUCGUAUUUAAAAGAUAAGCACGGUGUGAUACAUAGGGAUGUAAAACCUUCAAAUAUUUUGAUCGACACUAAAGGCCAUAUAAAAUUGUGUGAUUUUGGUAUUAGUGGACGUUUGGUGGACUCAAUGGCAAAAACUAGGAGCGCUGGGUGUGCUGCAUAUUUAGCUCCGGAACGCAUUGAACCCGACCCUAAAAAUCCCGACUAUGACAUACGUGCCGACGUUUGGUCAUUAGGCAUAACUCUAGUUGAAUUAGCAACGGGGGUUUUCCCAUAUCCCAACUGUACAACCGAUUUUGAAGUCCUAACCAAAGUGCUAGGACAAGAUCCGCCAAGCUUACCUGAGACUUUUAGUCCGGAAUUUAGGGAAUUUGUUAAAUUUUGUUUAAUUAAAGAUCAAAAACAGAGGCCUAAAUAUGCGAAACUGAAAAAUUUGUCGUUUAUUAAAAAGUACGAAGUAAAGCUGGUGAAUGUGGGGGAGUGGGUGGUGAACGCACUUAAGGAGGCAGACGCUGUGGCGAAUCCAACAGCGCCUAGACCAAACCUCGCUCAGUCAACCUUACGUCGUUUUUUUACCUCGCAUCAAAGGCAACAACCACCAAACACCCAACAUCUUGCUCAAUUCCUGACGAAUAUUACCAACGGCAACGCGCAAUGUUCCUACAAACCGCUAAAACCGCCCGAACCUAAGAAGGAAGAACCGCCGGUUUAUCAAAGUCUACCGCCGGAAGGUCGGCACAAUUCACGUUUAAGCACAUUCCAAUUGAAUCACCAAAGAAACGAUAACCAAAGGACAGACGAUUUAUUGCCUCACCAAAGCGCCGAGCCCAACGAUAGUCUUUUCAAAACCUACUCGCCCUUUAAAGCAUAUCAGAACCAUCUGGCGGCGAAACAGCGCGAACAAGACGAGUUUCAAGGGGCGGGGGCGUCGCCCUACCCCGCCAGAAGGGCCCCCGAGAGCCACUGGCGCUCCCCAAGUGCCUCACCUUUGCCCCUUAGGUCGCAGUUUCAAAGCCAAGAACAAUACAACUGUGGAAAUACUAGUCCUAUAAUUUUACAAAGAUUCUACCACCAACAAAAGCAGCAACAACUGGCGAAAGAAGCCGAAGAAUCGGGAAAAAAACGAUUUGCUUCCUACAUCAAGUUGCAACUAAGCGGUGACCGGAGUGGAAGGUCGUCGAGGCACCAAAGCCCCGAGCCCCCACCCAGACUCAAUAGGACCAUCAGUAGCGAAAAUCAAAGUCCUCUAGCGUUGCACCGGAAUUUUUUAGAAACGAAUUCGCCUAGUCUGUCGCGAAGGUAUAUAUCGCCAACGCCUCCGGUGCCUCCGCCACGACGUUUAUCCGAAAGCACGUCAGUGCCAGGCUCUCCACAACAUUUAAGGGCGCGAUUUCACUACACGCCAGAGCCCCAAAGGCGGCUAUUCCACAAUAACGACGUCUCAUAACAUACAAAAUUUAGAGUACUUAGAGAAAAAAACGCCAAUUUUUAAUAUCGAAAUUGCCUUCAUAGCACUGCUGUUGGUGUGAAGCAGCUUGAAAAGAUUUUCGCCGAAAUGUGGCAAAAAUAUUCACGUUUUAAUCGUCACUUACCAUUAUAUUUACCGCCAAUUUUUCACUGUUUUUCGGAAAAUUGUGUCAAUUUUAUAAACAUUUGAAACGCGCGUGUUGAAAGCGAAUCGAAGACUGGCCAUUGUAUAAUUUUUUCGAAAAAACUGAACUGUUUUUCUUAUGAAAAACAUUGAAAACAACUUAUUGUGUUCAUUCAUUGUUGCGGGUUCUGAUAGUUGCAACAGUUUGAUUUAAUUGCAAUUUUAUUGCCCAUUUGUUCGAAGCGACAAUUGACAAAAAACUGAAUAAACUGUGUAAGAAUACAUCGUCAUCAACAAAAAUAUAAUAAUCGCAAAGGCGCAAACAAAGCAUUUGCUAUUAAAUAUCUUAUAUUUUUCUCUAUCUAUGUGUUUUUUUUCAGAAUUAUUUAACAGUUUUUUAUGAUUAAAAUUGUUGUUUCUUAUGUUAUUUUAGAACAAACCAUGCCUAAAUGUUGUUAUAAGGAAGGUAGACAAAAAUAUGAAGUAUUUAAUAGAAAAGCUGAUUAUUUAGGUAUAAUGUUGUUCAGAAGAGUGAUAAAUUGUGGUUAAAUUUGGAUUUGGAGAAUUUCUAUUGAGCUGAUUCACACCUAUUUUACAGCGGACUCGCUUGCGUUGUACGGCUUUUCAUAAAUAAAGAAACUUCGUGAUUUUGUUUAAAUGGUGCUUCAGAAUGAUUUGUUCGGGUUAGUUUAAAUAAAUUCAGUCGUGAUAGCGAUAUUGCGGCGCAAAAUUCGUUAAUCGUCACUGUCUUUGAAAUUGGCAAGUUCUUUUAGUUAUAAUCGUGUGUUCUGCUGUGUUUGUAAAACAUAGUCACUUUACAUUACUAGUCUUUAAUCCGUCAGGAUGUUGGUUGCUGGUCCUGUGUAUUAUUUUUUUAAGUGAUCUAUUUUAGAGAUAAAUAAUUUUAGUAUUAAAUGAUUUUAAAAUUAAAUAUUAUUGGACUGAUAUUUAUUACAAUACAAAUUGCUCGCUUACGGUUGAUGUUUUAUCGAGUGAUGUCGAUAAAGUCCAAGUUUCGUGUUUUUUAAUUUCCUCUAUUAAAAAAUAUCGAGACUCGUUUCAAUUUCUCGGUUUUCUGCUAUGUUAAUAUUUAUUUUAUUUAAUUGUAAUUAACAUCAGUUUAGAAAAAUGCUCUAAUUUAUAUUUUAAUUACGACUGUGGCAGAAAUAAAUGCACUCAUUUUGGCCACUUGCAGAACCCACCAAAUGCCAAACGUUUUGCUAUAAAAUCUCACUCACCACAUUUGUUGAACCUGGACAGCGUCACCAUACACCAGCACUUAAGUACUCACUUUUUGAAAACACCGGUAUUUUAAUUAUUAACAAUCAAUAAGACCGUAAAUCGUUCGUGCGGAAGCCAAACGUGGACUGACGACUCAUUGUCUUAUCUGUUCUCUCGAAAACGGCACCAAAAAAACAUUUCGUAACAGUUUUAUUCCCGCCAUUCGCACAGAUUCAAGCCCUAAAGUAGAUUCGGGCUCUUUUUACAUUUAAGACAUAAUUAACCAAACGAUUAAAAAUGUGCAUUUGGCGAUUCUGCAAGUCCAAGUGAUGUAUUUGUCUGCUACAGUUUAAUAUUUUUAAAGGCUGUUAAUUAUCUUUACCGAUUCAUGUCUAGAUAAGUUGUAGUAUUAGAAUUACGAAAUUCACAUGCACUAUGAUUUUUUACAGGUUUUUAAAGACCACAGUUGUCCAACUGUGUUUGUAAAUAAUUAAAGAUGCCAUACCUGAUAUUACUGUAUAGUUUAAUUUAAAGAAUGAUGUAAAUAUACCUACCUGACUAUCAUAAUUAAAAAGAUAUUUUAAAUCCCA